This is a messenger RNA of Mizuhopecten yessoensis (Yesso scallop), 2277 nucleotides long. RefSeq names its product dynein regulatory complex subunit 3-like. The transcript has 11 exons. Gene Ontology annotation, molecular function: protein binding. Lineage: Eukaryota; Metazoa; Mollusca; Bivalvia; Pectinida; Pectinidae. The coding region runs from base 129 to 1706 and encodes 525 amino acids. The record is from RefSeq and is a predicted model, not a curated record.
ACCGGAAAUGUAAUGUGACGGAAGUUGACAUCUCUGUGGUAACAGCGUCCAUCUUGGCACAAGAUUAUAGGCGUUCGAUGUAAACAAGUUCAAUUGAGUGAUUUGUAAGCUGUGUUCCACCGAUCACAAUGAGUCGACUGUAUGACACGGUGGAGCCGGCGGUUGUCGACGAGGACAUGCUAAAGAGAGCAGUCGAGGAGCAAGGACCUAAAGAUGAAGCAGGAAAAAUUGCGAAGUCUGAAGGAAUUGAUUUUGGAGAUGUGUUAGCCCUAAGACUUGAUUUUUUAAAUGUCUUAAAGAUUGACAAUUUGUGGGAAUUUACAGCAUUAACCAAGUUACAGCUUGAUAACAACAUCAUAGAGAAAAUAGAAGGUUUGGAUUGCCUGGUCAACUUGGUAUGGCUAGACUUGUCCUUCAACAACAUUGAGGUGAUUGAGGGUCUCAACGCUCUCACCAAGCUGGAGGAUCUGACAUUGUACAACAACCGGAUUGCCACACUGGAAAACAUGGAUACUCUCUUAAACCUCCACGUCUUCUCCAUUGGAAACAACAUGCUCACAGAACUAAGCAAUUUGUUAUAUCUGCGAAGGUUUAAGGAAAUGAAAACAUUAAACCUCGCUGGCAAUCCAUUCUGUAAGCAGAGCGGCUACAAACAGUAUGUGAUUGCCUUCCUGUCUGGUAUCGACUUCCUCGACUACCGCCUGGUGGAUAAACAGUCGAGAGAAGAUGCUAUGGAAAAACACAUGAUUCAAAGAGAUGAAAUGUUACACAAUGAGAAACAGGCUGAACUGAAACAGGAAGAGGAAAUCAAGAACAAGAAACAGCUGGAACUCCACAAGGCGGCCUAUGUGGAGCUGAUGGAUGGACCACACCUGUUUGAGAUGAUGUAUAUCGAAGAUUCUGAGGGACAGAAGUUGAGCGAGAUGCCAGGGAUUGAAGAUCUCUUACAGACUUUUAAGGACAAAUUUGUUGCCAUCUGCCAUCAAAUGUUUGAGUAUGGCUUGAAGGAACAUGAAAAGCGUGACUCUGAGGUGAAGCAGUUCUGGGAAUGUGUUGAGGAUGCUGAGCAGGAGAACAAGAAUCUUGGCAUGAAGGCCAUCAACAACUUCAUGGUCGUGAAAAAGAGGAUCAUGCAGGAGCUGGGUCAGAUCAGUGACCAGAAGGUACUGGAGUCUGUUGUGGCCGACUACAAUAAUCAAGUUUCAGAGCUGUGGGACAAACUCAUGGGGUUGGAGCUACAGAUUGUGGACCAGUUGGAGGACGUCAUCAAAGACUUUGAGAGGAGUAUGCAGGAUCUGGUGGCCUCCUUCCAGGAGAACAUCCAGGCUUUCCUGGCCCAGUGUCGGGAUCUGGAGACCUUCCAUCAUGAGAAGAUGAUGGAGAUUGCCAUUAUCACACUGGAAAAAGUUCUCAAGAACGAGUUAGAUGAUGAGAUCAAUGAAGACUUGAGAAUGUUAUUUGUGGACAAGGACACCAUCAUGAACGCAGUUUCCUCGUCACACGAUGUUCACCUGCUCAAGAUAGACAACAAGGAAGACGACAUGGUGACCAGAAUCAACCAUUGGCUGAAAACGACGAUCGACAAAAUUCACGAAGAUGAGGAAGUUGCCAGAAACCGCAUGAGAGUUACAGAAAUAAACAAUCUUAUUGAUCACCUACGAGAUGAAAUUGACAAUUUGGAAGUGUUACAAACAGGAAAUUACUGAUUCCAUGUUGGAAGUGCCUUUGAUAAAUUUUAACUGUGACCAAACCAGUCUGGCAUUUUGCACGGGAGAGGUUUGUGCCAAAGGAGAUCAUUUUACUGUGAAAAUAAGGGGCUGAUUUGAAUAUUGUAAGGAACUGUGAUUAUGACCAUUGACAUCAUUCGUAGAGAUGGGCAUUUACGAUGUUAUCAUAGUCCUACAGAAGCUUAGAAAUAUCUGUGAUAAAUGUAGGUCACGGUCAUUGUCGCCUGCAAUUUUCGGACAAAAUUUGGACAAUACAGUGUAACUUGUCCAAACCAAUUCCUCAGUAUUCUGUCAACUUUAAACAUCUCCAUCAACGACGUUUCUGCAUUACACUAACCUAUGAUGGUUGAUCCAUAAGAUGUUUGAUUUAGACAGAUACUACUUUAUAUCAAUUUUGUACAGAGACAUGACUUUUGUACAUACAUUGUAAUAUAUACUGAUUCAUUGGCUGUCAAGUAAUUAACAGACCUAUCAAUCAUUGUUGACAAGUAAUAUAUUUCAUUACUGUAUAAAAAUGUACAUAAAUAAAUGACAAAGCAAGUCUACACAC